Centruroides sculpturatus (bark scorpion) is the source of this 897-nucleotide messenger RNA. Its product is annotated as proline--tRNA ligase-like. Gene Ontology annotation, biological process: prolyl-tRNA aminoacylation. Lineage: Eukaryota; Metazoa; Arthropoda; Arachnida; Scorpiones; Buthidae. Gene Ontology annotation, cellular component: aminoacyl-tRNA synthetase multienzyme complex; cytoplasm. Gene Ontology annotation, molecular function: proline-tRNA ligase activity; ATP binding. The record is from RefSeq and is a predicted model, not a curated record. The transcript has a single exon.
AUGAUUCGCAAUUACGCUCGCUUCUUAAGCAAGUUUUUGGCAAUCCCGACCGUAGUUGGUAAAAAGACACCCCGGGAAAAGUUUGCCGGAGCCGUUACCACUUAUUCGUUAGAGGCGAUGAUGAAAGACGGCAAAGCUCUUCAAAGCGCAACUUCGCACUACUUAGGCCAGAAUUUUGCCAAAACUUACGCGGUCAAGUUUAAAAAUCAAAGUCAGGAACUAGUUCAUCCCUACCAAACUUCCUGGGGGAUGUCAACCCGUUUAAUCGGCGCUAUUAUUAUGGCGCACGGAGACAACCGGGGAGUAAUCAUGCCGCCCCGGGUGGCGACUUACCAAAUCGAUUUAAUCACGUUAUUUGGCGACCAAAACCCCCAAGUUUUACUAACUGCGCGCCAGCUGUUUCAAAAACUAUCGCGGCGUUGACGAGUUAGGUUAGACACCAGUUCCAAAAGCCCCGGUUUUAAAGCGGCCGAGUCGGAAAUUCAGGGCGUUCCGCUCAGAAUUGAAAUUGGACCGCGCGAAAUUCAAAACGCCCAAGUUGUGCUGGUUCGGCGCGACACUUUGGUUAAGACAAAUUGCGACUUAGAAACGUUACCCAAAGCGGUUGAAAAGGCUCUCGCCGCACUUCAGCAAAAUCUUUUUGACCAAGCCCAGCAAAGACUUCGCCAAAACACCGUGAAAGUCAAUAGUUACGCCGAUCUUAAAGAAGCGAUUAAAAACCACCGCUUUGUUCUCGCUCCUUUCGCUGGGAAAGAACAGCACGAAGAGCAGAUCCAAGCCCAAACUGGCGCCACAGCGCGGUGUCUUCCCUUUGAUUACAAACUGACCGAGAGUAAAAAAUGCAUCCUAACCGGAGUGCUCACACGUCGCUUAGUUUUGUUUGCCAGGGCUUAUUAG